This is a messenger RNA of Dermatophagoides pteronyssinus (European house dust mite), 1161 nucleotides long. It is a transcript of the gene unc-119, whose product is annotated as unc-119 lipid binding chaperone. The record is from RefSeq and is a predicted model, not a curated record. Gene Ontology annotation, cellular component: cilium. Lineage: Eukaryota; Metazoa; Arthropoda; Arachnida; Sarcoptiformes; Pyroglyphidae. Gene Ontology annotation, biological process: cilium assembly; nervous system development; lipoprotein transport. Gene Ontology annotation, molecular function: lipid binding.
UGUCAUUGAACUCACAAACAUUGAUUGAGUUAUCAUUGAAACGGAACAGAUUUUUCUCAAAGUUUUUUUUUCUGGUUCUGUGGUUUUCUUAGUCCAUAAUUUUGCUGUUUGAGAAAAUUUCGCCAAAAAUGAGCUCAACAUCAAUUAAAAUUACGGGUGCUAGUAGUGGUGCUGCUGGUGGUGGUAGUCAAUUACAAUCUUCAUCAACAUCAUCGACAACUCCAGCAACAACGACGGCCAAAAAAUCGACUAAAUUGGGACGUCGUUCUGGUAACAAAGAUUCGGCAUCAACAAAAUCAUCUUCAACGAUAAUCAAUGAAGAUGAAUUACUUGCAAAAGAUUUUAUAACACCAGAUGAUGUUUGUAAUCUACCAUCAAUAACCAGACAAUAUCUUUGUAAUACUGAAGCAAAUAUUUAUGAUAUUGAAUUUACACGAUUUAAAAUUCGUGAUAUGGAAUCGGGUAAUAUUUUGUUUGAAAUUGUUAAAUCAUCAACUACCAACAACAACAACAACAACAAUAAACAGCAAUCAUCCAAUCAGAAUGGACAACAACAAAAUUCUUCUUCAAAACUAUCAAAUAUUGGACGUUUUGUACGUUAUAAUUUUACACCAGAUUUUUUGGAAUUAAAAACAGUUGGCGCUAGGUAUAGUAUCGAAUUCAAAGUUGGAUCAAAACCGAUAGAAAAUUUUCGUAUGAUCGAACGGCAUUUUUUCCAGGAUACAUUGCUCAAAACAUUUGAUUUUAAUUUUGGUUUCUGUAUACCGAAUAGUAUUAAUACUUGUGAACAUAUUUAUGAAUUUCCAUCUAUCACUCCUGAGCUAUGCCAAGAAAUGAUCAAUAAUCCAUAUGAAACAAAAUCGGAUAGUUUUUAUUUUGUUGACAAUCAUUUAAUAAUGCAUAAUAAAGCUGAUUAUUCAUAUAAUAAUGGAUUGUGUUGAUUGGAAUGGAAUGGAAUUGUGGCAACAACAACAAAAAAAAAAAUAACAAAUCAUUUGGAUCGAUUUUCUUUUCUCACUGAAUUUUCGCGAUAUUGACAAAUAAAACUUCCGUUUUCUUUUUUCCUAUAUCGACCUUAUUUUCAUUUCAACGAUUGAUCGAUUUUUAAUCGAAUCAAUCGAUCCAAAAUUUUCGAUUCGAUCAAAAAAAACAACAACCAAA